Drosophila guanche is the source of this 696-nucleotide messenger RNA. RefSeq lists its product as uncharacterized. The record is from RefSeq and is a predicted model, not a curated record. The transcript has 2 exons. The coding region runs from base 248 to 433 and encodes 61 amino acids. NCBI's taxonomy places the organism in Eukaryota, Metazoa, Arthropoda, Insecta, Diptera, Drosophilidae.
GCUGGAGCAGCUGUCGCCGGGCUGCCGAACGCUGACACUGCUUGACCAGCUCCGGUCGUAGUUCCAAAUGGUGAACCAAACAUGCCGCCAGCUUCCAUGUGUGGGGAGAGGAGAUAAGCAAAACAAACAAAUGGGUCAAAAAUUAGUAUUCAGCUUCCGCCGUGCGAUCUUAUCACUGAUAACAGUGCCCGAAACUCUAAGCUAGCAAUAGUUUGCUUCUAACACUGAACGCAAGAGGUCGAACCAAAUGGCUAUUGUUCUUAUUUUGUUUCUCUUGGUGAUAGCCUCCGCGUCGUAUGUGGCAUUCAUUAUACGCAAGAAAGGCAUCGAUCCAAAGGACAUACGCAUAAACAGCCUGCAGGAUGCCAAGAAACUACUCCAGUUACCCCCAAAUGGAGCAGGGCCCCACAGAUACUUGCAAAAAAGAGCUUAAAAGUCGAUGGGUUUGUUUUUAUUGGAACUCACUUUUGGCCGGCGUGCUCGUUGCUCCCAGCGGUGUACUCGAUCCAAAGAAGGACAUGAUGUGACAAACGUAUGAAUAAAACGCUGCCGACUAAUUGAGUUUGCCUUCUCUGGACUGCUUUUUAUAAUACUCGUUCUUGAAUUUAACAAACUAAAAGUAUACCUAAAUCCUAAUAAUCGUAAAAAUUUGGCGCUUUCCGCAAUCUUGUGUUUUUUUUGGCGAUGGAACAAAAA